AUGUGUCAUCACGAGAGACUAGUGCAAAAGUUUAUAUGUAGUCCAUCGGUAGCAGCCAUACGUGUUAUCUUGUUUCCAGGUAACGUUAUGGGUGUGGCCUCGGAGGGUGUGGCCUCGGAGGGUGUGGCCUCGGAGGGUGUGGCCUCGGAGGGUGUGGCCUCGGAGGGUGUGGCCUCGGAGGGUGUGGCCUCGGAGGGUGUGGCCUCGGAGGGUGUGGCCUCGGAGGGUGUGGCCUCGGAGGGUGUGGCCUCGGAGGGUGUGGCCUCGGAGGGUGUGGCCUCGGAGGGUGUGGCCUCGGAGGGUGUGGCCUCGGAGGGUGUGGCCUCGGAGGGUGUGGCCUCGGAGGGUGUGGCCUCGGAGGGUGUGGCCUCGGAGGGUGUGGCCUCGGAGGGUGUGGCCUCGGAGGGUGUGGCCUCGGAGGGUGUGGCCUCGGAGGGAGAAACCUCAACAAGUUGA
This is a messenger RNA of Procambarus clarkii (red swamp crayfish), 456 nucleotides long. Lineage: Eukaryota; Metazoa; Arthropoda; Malacostraca; Decapoda; Cambaridae. The record is from RefSeq and is a predicted model, not a curated record.